GCAUUUUUCAAAUCCUCGCUGACUGAGCAAGGCCGACGGAAUUGUCAUGCGUUGGGCUUUCCUACUGCUUGUGGGCAUCGUCGCGUACACGGCGACGGCCCAGCAACUUCUGACGUCGUACGUCCGCGUGCAAUGGAACGCGACCAACUUGACGACAAUCGAAGCAAACGAGGGCUUGUUGCGGUCGUCCGUCGUGCAGUUCCUCGCCCCCAACAUCACAGCCAACGUCACGUUUCUCGAAAUCCGGGCGUUUAACGCCAACAUCUCGGCGUCGCAAAAUUUUACGAUUGAAUUUGCCGUCCAAGCAAAUGCGUCGGCAGCCACCGCGACGUCGUUCCUCACGACUUUGCUCAACACGACGUCCACGACAAACAACCUCACGCGCGCCAUCACGACGACCAUUCCGAACGCCGCCGUCGUGUGCGACGUGGGGGCAUCGCCGUCCUCCACGCGGCUACGCAUUGCCCCGACACCCCCGACGCUGACCGACUUGGCCGCGAAUGCAUCCUACGUGUUUACCAACUUGCGAUACCAAGGGGCUCCCAAUGCCAACGCAACCAACUUCACUGGCACGUCAUUCUCGCUCGCCCAGCUCACGCGAAUGCGGUAUGCGUUCUACUCGCUGCUCGGCAUCAAGAACGAUGAAGAAGCGACGGUCGUGCAGGUCGUCAACGCGACUGUGAACGCUCGACGCGAAACAAAUGUACUUGUAUUUUUUCGGUUCAACUCGACGUCCCGCUUGGCCAACACGACGAUCACCACGCUGACCAACGGCACCACAACAGGAAACGCCACCACAACGUUGGCCGAUGCCAUGGCAUUGUUCAACUUUACUGCCCGAAAUUACAACUUGACCGUGAACGUGCCGUGGACUCCGGCGUCGAGCAACUGGUGGAUCGUCGACGCGACAAAUGCGACGAAUGCGACCGCAAACGUUACGACCACGACAAACACUACAAGUUCCACCAACGCGACGGCUGCCCCGACCCCCGCGAACACGACGAAGGCUCCCGCCAUUAUCUACACACCUGCCCCCACAACUACCGCGAUUGUGUAUCCCACAACGAAACCUGUACCAACGACGCCGCAACCGACGGCACCACUGCCCACGACCAUCGUGCCUCAGUUGGACGGAGGCCUUGUCCCGUUUCCGUUCAUUUACGCGUUCAACGUGACGGCUGCCGCGCAAGCGCCAGUGUACACCCAACCAGGGGUGUGCGGAGGUAACAAUCAGUUUUGCCUCCACUUGAAAUGGAUCGUGGAAGACCCGAGAGACGCGUACGUCCUGGCCCGCAUCAAAGGCCAGCAAUUCAUCAAUUCGUCCGUACUCGCGAGCUCGUACGGCCCUGCCUUCAGCGCCAACACGUCAAGCGUGUGGACGCUCUACGACAUUCCUCGCUCGUCCGUGAUUCUGGAUCUGGUGCGGUCUUCAGAUCUGGCGCUCGUCUCGAUUGAUAUCUCGGCCAGUUUGCUCAGCCCCAACUCUGCCACGUCGACAGUGACUAGCACAAGCAACCGCAACAUCUAUGUUCGCUACGCUGCCACCCCAAUUAGUGCCAAGGAAUUGGUUCUUGAACUGCGCGUCGUUGUGGGGACCCCUCCUCCGGUCGUCACCCAGACUUUGCAAGACGAAGGGUGUGCGUACUGCACCAAGCUCGCGUCCCAGUGCGCCAAGGAUCCCAUGUGCUCUGCCAUCAAGCUGUGUGUGGACAACGCGACAUCGGUGUGGGACCAAACCAACUUGAUUUUGAACGGCGACUACGGCGACAGCCUCAAUACGACGUUGGCCACUGCGGCGUGCUACAGCAGCCCAAGCUUCCCGUUUGACAUGUCGACGACAGGGCGUGAUCUCUACAACAAGUACAUGGCGUGCAUGAUAACGCGGUCGUGCCCGUUUGUGGUCGACGGGCCGUCGAAACUCGUGUGGCAAACGCCAACGCCAGGAUGGAUCCAAAUUCAGCUCCUUCCGUGGUCGCUCCCGUACUUCGGGACGCUUGAGCUUUCUCUGUCGUACGGCAACUCACCCCCCUGCCCUGUCGUCCUCUCCAACGACAACACGACGGCCAACCUGACGCAGCAACUAGCCACUUGCAUCCUCAACGAUUGCGAAGUCAUUGUUCUCGCCAACACGACGAAUGUUACGACAAUCGACAUUGUGUUCACAAACCACAUCGGCCCGAUGCCCGAGCUAUCGUGGACGCCGACCCCAGUCCUGCCCUACAUCGACGCGGCUUUCGCAAUUAUUCCCAAGCUCGCGUCGUCGUCGGCGCUCGCGCUCAUGCCUGUGAACGACCCCGUGACGAACCCUGCGACGCCUCAAAACGCGUGUUCGUCGUGCUGGCUCGAGUUCCUUCAGACGUGUUUGCUGGACGAAGGCUGCAACGUCUACAUCAACUGCAUCAUGAAGGGGUCCUUCGAGUCGAUUGCUACACUAAUCCAGUUUGGCCGAACCGGGGCGACGUUCAACUUGUCCCCGUCCAUUUUGUCGUGCUCGGACCCGACAGCACCGACGUGGGCCUCGUGGCGAUAUCUGCAAAAGGCCAGCCAGUGCUAUGCCAAACAACAAUGCCCAGUCGCAUCGCAAGGCGGGAAGGACAUUGUGUGGCAGGUUCCCAACCGCACGCAGUCGAUCUCGUACACGCUGCCGUUCGACCCCACGACUUCCGACUCACCGCCCCAGUUCAUGUUUCGAAACCAACUCGACUACAACUGGAACGUCAUGUACGGGGGGGUGAAGGACUUUGGGUCGAUUUUGCCCACAAUCUUGGACAUCCCCGAUGUCGUCGUAAGCGACCCGACCAACGCCACCAACCCCGUCGAUGGGUCGUUCACGUACUCGUGGCUCGUCACGUAUCCGUCCUAUGCUGGGUUCCUCCCGACCUACUACAUUGGGGACUUUGGCGGGAACGUCCUCACAAUCCUCAACGACGCCCCCCCAAGCGCCCUCCUUGUCGUCCAAAACAAGACGUGGAACGCCACGGCAUGGAACUCGGCUCUGUUCUAGCGAGGUCCCUCUAUCAUCUGCAUCCUAACCAGUACUACAUACGCUAGCACCUUCACGGCCGUGAUUGCUUGCAUCGUCGAACUGGCUUGGCCACAGCGUACUCUUAGCAAACAACUUCAUCUCGUGCAUCCACCUCCAACCUGUUGGAGCAGCAACACCGCCGAGAUUUCCCCUGUUCGAAGUUGGACUACUAUUAGCCAAUC
Molecule: messenger RNA, 3207 nt
Organism: Aphanomyces invadans
Lineage: Eukaryota; Oomycota; Saprolegniomycetes; Saprolegniales; Verrucalvaceae
Exons: 5
Coding region: 47-3004 (985 amino acids)
Source: RefSeq, a predicted model, not a curated record